AUGUCCCCUCUUAGAGGAUAUAUCACUACAUAUCCACCACGCGUUCGGCAGUAUGGAAAUGCGCUCCUCACACCUGUCUACCCAGUGCAAACUGGUCCAACACCACGAACGACGAAGCGCGGCACCACCGCGAUCAAUUACGCUGAAGACGGAUUCGAUGAUGAUGACUUCGAUGAAAGUGAUGGGCCUCGGCGACCAACAGGGUUGAGAAGCCUGCGUCGUGAGGAAUCAUCAGGUGGUAUUAUGUCUAUGCCAGAAAAGUUGGGCAAGGAAGCGCAUGCGCCAGUGGAAGUUCAGGGUGUAUUUCGAGAAUGGAUGAUCAAGAGGAUGCUCAGGCCAGCAUGUGCCGAGCAACUUCAAAUCCAAGCACAGCUUCCUAUGACACUUGUUCCAAUCCGCAUUGAUGUGGAAGUCGGUGGACACCAACCCCUGGAACCAUUCCCCCUCCCUCGCGGUGUCAUGGAUCCUAGUAUCAACCCGACACUUCCUGCAUACCGUAGGCCUGAUCACCUUCCUCCGUUCCGAAUCAAGGAUACUUUCCUUUGGAACCUUCAUGAAGCUCUAGCCACCCCAGAGGAGUUUGCCAUUGGCUUUGUGCGCGAUCUCGAUCUUCCCAAUCCGCAGGCAACGACAAUGACCAUUAGCAAUCAGAUCAGACAGCAGUUGGAGGAGUACGCAGGUGUGGCAUUGCAUCCUUUGUUCCAAAGUUCUCAAAUUCCCCCACCAAGUGUACCUCCACAGACUGAGGCCUCAAGAGAUACAUCCAUGACUCCAGCUGCCACAAAUAUUGCAACCCCCGAUAAUCGGUCCAACGGCGCAACAGUCACUGUGACCAAAGAGGCCCUGGUCAACGACAGUCUUCUCAACCCAGAUGAUGCCUACCGGUGCCUGAUAAAUCUCAAUAUUAAUCUUCAAAACAAGCUCUACACUGAUCGAUUUGAGUGGUCACUACUCCAUUCUCCUGGAAUGGCUGAAGAAUUUGCGAAAAUCACCUGUGCCGAUCUACAUCUCAAUGGUGAAUGGGUAAGUGCCAUUGCGCACGGCAUUUACGAGGCGGUGUUGAAACUGAAGAAGGAGGUUUGCGAAAGCGGUGGCCUCGUUAGCGGGAUCAAUGGUUACGGAAAUGAGAUCGACAACCAAGCCGCAAAUGGCGUUGAAGCUGGCUGGCGAUACGACCCCGAGACUCUGGGUGAUGAGUGGGAGCCCAAGGUGGAAACCCUGUCGAAAGACGAAAUUGAGAGGCGAGAAGGAGAUCGAGAACGGCAAAUCCGGCGUCUGCGGCGAGAAACAGCCCGAUUCUCUUCUACAACAGGUAUCACCCCAGACGCUUCUCGACAGAGCAGUGGGUACUUCGAUAUCGACAGUGAGACACCACUCGGCAGGGGAGAGCGAAAUAAGCGUAAGCGUCGAUUCCGCAGUCUUAGUCCCUUGGGCCGAGGAGGCACUCCUGGUGGCCGGGGCACUCCUGAUACAGGCUCAGGAGCUGGUUAUGGUGGAGGUGGCGGUACACUUUCUGAAUGGGAACGGCAAAGCUGGCGCUGCAGCAAUUGUAUGGUCUGGGGUGCAGCUGUUUGGGCUGUGCGAGACGGGCCAGAUGGUCCUCGGACUCUCUGCCAUAACUGCGGCUUCCUAUACGAGCGAGACAAAAUCGCACCGGAAUGGUCAAAAGAUCUCCACCGUCAUGAUAUUCCCGUUGGCCGCUUUGGCUAG
Messenger RNA from Penicillium pulvis, 1710 nucleotides. Its product is annotated as putative RSC complex subunit Sfh1. Gene Ontology annotation, biological process: chromatin remodeling; regulation of transcription by RNA polymerase II. Gene Ontology annotation, cellular component: nucleus; nuclear chromosome; RSC-type complex. The record is from RefSeq and is a predicted model, not a curated record. Gene Ontology annotation, molecular function: transcription coregulator activity. Bases 1 to 1710 code for a protein of 569 amino acids. Lineage: Eukaryota; Fungi; Ascomycota; Eurotiomycetes; Eurotiales; Aspergillaceae. The transcript has 4 exons.